GGUUUGUCUCAGUCUCAGAGAGCGCAGACGAACAAGCAUCAACGCGCUUUUGACGGUUGGUUUCGCUAGUUUCGCUGUUUUGUUUCCGCGUGCUCUUCACAGCUCGCUCGAUGAACCCUCUGCCUCUAGCUGCAUUUAGGUCAUUGAGAGCUUCCAGCCUGACACCCGCGAGCUGCAGCGGCUGCCCCAGCUCAAAGCCCCAGUUCGCGCCAUUCCCAAAAUCGGGCCUCUCAAGGGCUCGCGGCAGUCGCUUACCAGCGCUGCGAGCUCACAAGCCUUCAAGCUCGAGCAAAAUGUCGUCAGCAAUGGAGAGCGGGCCCGCGAGUGUUGCAGCUAGCUCGCCAGCGGGUCACCUCGUGGGGCCGGGCGGAGCUCCCUCCGCGAACCCUGCUAUCAACGGCAGCAGCCCUGGCCGUGGACCGCCGCCCCCUGCUGCGGCCUCAAACCAGGCACCCGCUGCCGGCACAGGCGCCAAAGACUGGCCGUCCUUCCCCUUCUUCCACCACCUCAUCAUCCCCCCCCUGGAGGGCCAGGCCCCCACCUCCGACCCGUCCGCCACCGGCGCCAGCCCCCAGGCCCAGGCGCAGGCGUUCGGCCAGACCACCCCAUCAACACCAGCAGCACCAGCGGCGGCACCAGCGGCACCAGCACCGGGCAGUGAUGACACCCGGCAGCCGCAGCAGCCGCAGCCGCAGGAGGCGCUGCUGGUGAUCAGCCCUGGGGCCUUCCUGCCCACCGAGUCCUUUCGGCCGCUGGCCGCGGCCAUUCAGGCCGCCGCGCCCGGUCUGCGGCUGUGGGUGGGGGUGCUGCACUGCGACCUGAUGGCGCUGGGGCAGAGGUACGCCGACCCGGCCCUACCGGCCAUGAGCGAGGCGGGCUUCAAGGCCUUGGUCCGCAACAUCGAGGCGGCGGGCGGCUACAGCGCCCUACUGACACAGCUGGUGGCGCAGGCGGAGGCGGCGGGCUUCACGCCCAAGCGGGAGGGCCCGGCCCGCAUCGGCAACAUGGUGCUGCUGUGCCAGUCGGCCGGCUGUGUGGGGUACGAGAGUCUGUCGUACAAGGUGGCGGCGGCCACUGUGGUGCUGGCCUCCACGCUGCACCCGCUGGACUACGCCCGGGGCCGGACCACCCUCAGCCUGGAGGCCUGGCCGCGUCCGCUGAUGCACGUGGUGGGCGAGCUGGACGGCCAGAUGAGGUGGUUCUGGGCCGCGCCCUACCUGGCCGAGGCGGCGGCGCUGGCAACAAAGUUCGGGGCAAGGCAUGUGGCCACACACAAGCCGGUGGUGGUGGUGCCGGAGGUCAACCACGCCGCCACCAGCAGCGGCGUCGUGCGGGCGGAGCGCGGGGACAUCGGCGGGCCGGCCACUGCGCCGUACGAAGAGGCCACACGGGCGCUUGCGGCCCCCAUCGCCGCCUUCCUCACCUGCCACCUCAGCCACAACGCCGAGGCCCGGAGCAAGGCCGAGGACGCGCUCUUGUCGACGGUGGCGGCCUCCGCCGCAUUCGCCGCACCCUACACCUCCCUCCUCGGGCUGGGCGAUACCGCCGCGCCCUUCACACAGGCGGCCGCCGCCGCAGCAGCAGCAGCGGGAAAGCAAGCAGCGGCAACUGCAGGCCUGCCGCCCGCCACGCCGCCACAGAGCGCCUGCCGGGCCGGCGGGCUGGUGGCGGGUGGGUGCCGCACUGCGGGGCAGGCGUCGUCCAAUGCCAUGCUGCCGGGAGUGGUGGCGGCUGCGGAGCGCGACGCGGCGGCCCUGCAGCUGGCAGUGCUGACGGCGCUGCCGGAGGAGGCCCGGCGGUUGCUGUGCGUGGUCGCCAGCGUGCACACCAGCGUGGAGACGUUCCUGUACACCCAGCCGCUGAUACACGCGCUGGGCGACGGCCGCUGGCUGCUCAACAUCCACGUGCUGCCCUUCUACAGGUCCAGUGAGAGCGAGCGCCCGAACCUGACGCCCCAGGCGCCUGAGUAUUGGCUCAAGUUCAAGUGCGCGGCAUUCGUGGCGGCGUUCCUGGGCCUCCCAGAACCGUGCAGCUACCCCACGCCCCUACCCGCCGACCUCAACCGGGGCACGCUAGAGGCGGCGCUGGCGGCGGCGCCGGCGGAGGUGGCGGCCAGGUACCGGGAGCACGGGCGCGCCAUGGAGUUUGGCGGCGACAUGGACGCGCUGGCUCCCGGCCCCGACGGCAAGCUACCAGGCAGCCCCGAGGCCUUUGUGCGCACCUCCCGCAUCGCCUACGCCUUCCCACCGCCCCCCGCAGCCGGCCACGGCCACAGCCAGCAGCACAGCGCCGGCGGCCCUCCCGCACUGCCCCCCACGGCCGGCACCAGCGUGCGCGUGUCCAGCCCCUACGUGCUGUCACCGCCGCCGGCGGACGUGUCGCGUCUGCCUGUGAGCGCGGCCCGAAUGAUGGGGCCCUUCUACACCAAACUCAUCAGCCCGGGCAUGGCAAUGGAGUGGGUUUGGGUGGACUGCCUGCGACAGGCCGACACGCCGUGGUGAGGGCGUGAGGCGGUGAGGUGCGUGGCGAGGGGGGCAGGGAACGAGCGUGGUAUGGCGCGGAUGAGACGAAGGCGUGGGCGCGUGGAGGGGCGCGAUGCGCUGUGGCCGCGAUGGCAGGGCGCGCGGGAGACAGCGCUGCGUGUAAGGUAAAAUGGAUUGGGCUGGGACCCAGGUUAUUGACGAGUAUUGCGGAACUAAUGCGUACGUAGACCAGAGCGGAAGGCGGAGUGGGCUUGCAGGCGGCACGAGAGUAGGCAGUCAGGUAGGUUGCUAGGUGCGAUUCGGCCAAACGCAUGCAUGGCUGGAUGCACCCCUGCUUGAAUCUGCCUGGAGCAUAUGAGGAUCCAUCUUCGCACCGACCGAUUGUAUGUUAAUGCUUGCCAUGCUUAAUGGCGGAUUGCGUUUGUGCGCGAGUUGCUAGGAGAUGGCUGACAUCGGUGCGGUAGUGGCGUAGGUGUUGGGGAUGAGAGUUGGUUGCCGUUGACGUGUGUGCACGGAGCACUGUGGGCUAUUAUUUCAGCAGGCGCGGAAAUCGCACUGACAUUACUUUGAUAGUCACACCGUUAAGCCUCCCAUGACACCUUUGGGGGCGGAGAGUUGGUUGAUGUUGCCGUGUGUGCACUGCACGAAGCACUGCUGGCCAUUGUUGUAGCAGGCGAGGAAAUGGCGCUGACCUCAUCAUGCUGUUACACAACACAGCUUCU
Molecule: messenger RNA, 3205 nt
Organism: Chlamydomonas reinhardtii
Lineage: Eukaryota; Viridiplantae; Chlorophyta; Chlorophyceae; Chlamydomonadales; Chlamydomonadaceae
Exons: 15
Coding region: 294-2501 (735 amino acids)
Source: RefSeq, a predicted model, not a curated record